UCGAGUAGUUCUCUUUCGGAUAUCGAAACCCAUAUAAGUUGCAAUUAAGAUCCAAUAUCUCUUAUCAGUGUUCCAAAUAGAGAGUAAAACAAUGAGAAGUUGUUAUCUCCAAUUUCUGCUUCUACUACUUGAACUCUUAUCAUGUAACGCAACGAAACUUGGAUUUAGUUUCGAUUUGCGUAUCAAUUCUGAAGUCAAAUGCAUAGAGGAAGAACGGCAAGCACUCCUCCAAUUCAAACAACAUCUGGUUGAUCCUUCACCACUAUCUUCUUGGAAUAGUGGUGAAGAUUGUUGCAAGUGGGAAGGAAUUAAAUGCAGCAACAAAACAGGUCAUGUUGUUACGCUUGAUCUUCAGGGAAAACAAGUAGAAGGUGAGAUAAGCUCUUCAUUACUUGAAUUGCAGUAUUUGACUCACCUGGACUUAAGUUCCAAUAACUUUUUCGGAAAAUCCUUCCCAAAUUUUGUUGGCUCACUCGCUAAAUUACAACAUCUCGAUCUGUCAUUUACUCAUAUAGUCGGAACCAUUCCACAACAACUAGGAAAUCUCUCGGGAUUAAUUUAUCUUGACCUCAGCUACAAUUUUGAUCUAAUGGAGGCACAUGAUCUUGAUUGGUUAAUUCAUCUUCAAUCUUUAACUCACUUGGACAUGACUUCGGUCAACCUCAGUCAGGUACUCAAUUGGCCCAAUAAGGUUAUGAUGCUCCCUUCUUUGAUAUACUUGAGUCUAAGUGAUUGCGGUCUCUCCACAAUGACUCAUCAGUUGCGUUCCAGCGCUAAUUCAUCGUCUCAACUUCUAUUGCUAAAUCUCUCCUUCAAUCAUCUCAAUUGCUCUAUAUUUCAUUGGUUGUUCAACUCCUCUACAAGCCUUGUUCAUCUUAGCCUCAGUUAUAAUUUGUUGCAAUGCUCCAUUCCAGAAGCUUUUGGUAGCAUAAAUUCUCUUCAAACACUAGAUCUCGGGGGAAAUCAACUUGUUGGCCGCAGCAUUCCCAAAUCUUUUGGGAAUUUAUGUGCCUUAGAAUUAUUUUGUCUUGAGGAUAACAAUCUCAGUGGAAAUCUUUACGAAUUUAUGAGUAAUGUGUCAGGUUGCUUGGUGGACUCCUUGCAGUUUUUUGAAAUAAGCUCCAAUAGAUUCACGGGGCCAUUGCCAGAGAGUAUAGGUAACUUCUCCAAUCUUGUGAAUUUAGGAUUAGGUGGGAAUAAUUUCACGGGGCCAUUGCCUGAGAGUUUUGGUAACUUAUCCAAUUUAGAGAUGUUGAAUGUUUCUGGGAAUUCUCUCACAGGGGUGAUCUCUGAAGCCCAUUUUUCAAAUCUCUUCAAAUUGAAACGUUUAUUUUUAGGAUUGAACUCUUUGAUUUUGAAGUUCAACUAUGAUUGGAUUCCACCAUUCCAACUGAGCGUUAUUAGUUUGAGCUCUUGUAGAUUGGGAUUAGCUUUUCCAAAAUGGCUUCAAAGUCAAAAACAUUAUGCUAUACUUGAGAUUUCUAAUGCUGGAAUUUCUGACAUUAUCCCUGCUUGGUUUUGGGACGUCCCUGUCGAGUUAAUCGAUUUAGAUAUGUCUCACAACCAGUUGCAUGGGAACUUGCCAGACUUGUCAUCAUCCAGAUUUGGUUAUUAUGUUGUUAUAGAUUUAAGCUCCAACCAACUUAAUGGUUCGAUUCCAUGUUUUCCAUCGGAUGUGGCAUCACUUUACCUAUCAAAUAAUAGUUUUUCUGGGAACAUUUCCUUUAUAUGUGAAUUCACUUAUCAAUCCUUGUUCCUUUUAGACCUAUCAAACAAUAAAUUAUCGGGAGAGCUUCCAGAUUGUUGGAUGCAUGUGUAUGGUUUAAUCAAUCUUAAUCUGGCCAACAACAAUUUCUAUGGGAAAAUAUCACACUCAAUGGGCUCCCUAGUCUCUCUUGAGUUUUUACAUUUGAGCAACAAUAGUUUUGUCGGAAAUCUACCAUCGUCCCUUCAGAAUUGCAGUUACUUGACAACCAUUGACAUGGGUGAAAAUAACUUGUCGGGAAUGGUACCUUCAUGGAUAGGUGACAGUUUGCCUCGGUUGACUAUUCUUAGCCUACGAUCGAAUGGAUUUUAUGGAAGCUUGCCUUUAAACCUAUGCCACCUUUCAAAUAUUCAACUCUUGGAUCUUUCUUUAAACAAGAUCGGGGGAACUAUUCCACAGUGCAUCAAAAAUUUGACAUCAAUGUCUCAGAAAUGGAGAGCAAGUCACAAUGGUAUUUAUUCUGUCCAGAGAGCUUAUGCAGACCAUGCACCAUUUGUAUGGAAAGGAAGGAUGGCUAUGUUCGAGAAUUCAUUGGGACUUGUAAAGAUUAUUGAUCUUUCAAGUAAUAAAUUACAUGGAGAAGUUCCUGAAGAAUUAACGAGUCUCACAGAGUUAAUUUCCUUGAAUUUAUCCAGAAACAAUUUCACUGGAUCAAUAACAUUGAAGAUUGGUCUACUUCAAAAUUUACAAUCUCUUGAUUUAUCUAGAAAUCAACUUCGAGGAGAAAUCCCAACGAGCAUUUCUGACAUAAGUUUUCUUAGUUAUUUGGACUUGUCCAAUAACAAUUUAUCUGGCAAAAUCCCAACAGGAACUCAACUUCAAAGCCUCAAUGCUUCUGCCUUUAUGGGAAAUCCUGAAUUAUGUGGUUCUCCACUUCCAAACAAGUGUCCGGAAGAUCUUUAUCCAAUUUGCAAUGACACUAGAACCUGCAAGAAUGUCGACAAUCAGGAAAAUGUUGAUGAUGGGCUCAUAACUCAAGGAUUUUAUGUUGCCAUGGCCCUUGGGUUUGUUGUAGGAUUCUGGGGGGUGUGUUGCUCUUUAUUGCUCAACCUACGGUACAUAACGAUGCGUCUCAUUUCCAAUGCUCGAAUGAUGUUGAGAUAGGCUCUACAUGGCAGCAACUCUAUGUAGACUCAUGUUACAGAGCCGGGUUACAAACUUUAUUUGUAGUUCUUUUUCCAUGCAGUGAGUGAGGCAGCAGGAUCAGAUGCUUCAUCAUUUCAAUAAACUAGCCAGUUGCGGUUUACUACAGCAAGACUUUGUGUUUAUUUUUGUUUACUGGAUUAAUUAGUUGUACUUCUUACUUUUGAUUCAAUAUAUAUUGGAUCGAAAGAAGAUUUUAUCCCUAAAGAAAGAAGAUGAUUGUUGUAUGUUAUAUUCAUUACAAAUUUCAAAUGAAGGUUCUCACUUCUCAGUGAA
Messenger RNA from Carya illinoinensis, 3184 nucleotides. RefSeq names its product receptor-like protein EIX2. The record is from RefSeq and is a predicted model, not a curated record. Gene Ontology annotation, molecular function: protein binding. The transcript has 2 exons. The coding region runs from base 92 to 2869 and encodes 925 amino acids. Lineage: Eukaryota; Viridiplantae; Streptophyta; Magnoliopsida; Fagales; Juglandaceae.